AUGGUUAUGAGCAGCGAUCAAAUCCAAGAUGUCUCCGACGAGCAACAGAAACGAUCGGAGAUUUACACAUACGAAGCGCCGUGGCCGAUCUACGCCAUGAAUUGGAGUGUCCGUCGCGAUAAAAAGUACCGUCUCGCCAUCACCAGCCUCAUCGAGCAAUACCCGAACCGCGUCGAGGUCGUGCAGCUCGACGAAUCCAACGGCGAGAUUCGUUCCGAUCCAAAUCUCUCCUUCGAGCAUCCAUACCCACCAACCAAAACCAGUUUCAUCCCCGAUAAAGAGUGCCAGAGACCUGAUCUUCUCGCUACCUCAAGCGACUUCCUCCGUCUAUGGCGAAUCUCCGAUGACCAUUCCCGCGUUGAGCUCAAGUCGUGCCUCAACAGCGAUAAGAACAGUGAGUACAGUGGUCCGCUAACUUCAUUCGAUUGGAACGAAGCUGAGCCGAGACGGAUUGGGACUUCGAGCAUCGAUACGACUUGUACGAUUUGGGAUAUAGAGCGUGAAGUCGUUGAUACUCAGCUUAUUGCUCAUGAUAAGGAAGUCUACGACAUUGCUUGGGGUGGAGUCGGAGUUUUCGCCUCUGUUUCCGCUGAUGGAUCCGUUAGGGUUUUCGAUCUCCGUGAUAAGGAGCAUUCGACGAUCAUCUACGAGAGCUCUGAGCCUAAUUCUCCAUUGGUAAGGCUUAGCUGGAACAAGCAGGAUCCGAGGUACAUGGCUACUGUGAUCAUGGACAGUGCUAAAGUUGUGGUGCUUGACAUUCGGUUCCCUGCUCUUCCCGUUGUGGAGCUUCAGCGUCAUCAGGCUAGCGUCAAUGCCAUAGCUUGGGCUCCUCAUAGCUCAUCUCACAUCUGCACUGCUGGAGAUGAUUCUCAGGCGUUGAUUUGGGAUAUCUCUUCCAUGGGAAAGCAUGUUGAAGGUGGUCUUGAUCCGAUUCUUGCUUAUACAGCUGGUGCUGAGAUUGAGCAGCUUCAGUGGUCUUCUUCUCAGCCUGAUUGGGUCGCCAUUGCCUUCGCCAACAAGCUGCAGAUUCUCAGGGUUUGA
Messenger RNA from Microthlaspi erraticum, 1041 nucleotides. The record is from the annotation of a GenBank genome assembly. NCBI's taxonomy places the organism in Eukaryota, Viridiplantae, Streptophyta, Magnoliopsida, Brassicales, Brassicaceae.